Molecule: messenger RNA, 666 nt
Organism: Trachemys scripta elegans
Lineage: Eukaryota; Metazoa; Chordata; Testudines; Emydidae
Product: zinc finger protein 558-like
Exons: 4
Biological process (GO): regulation of DNA-templated transcription
Source: RefSeq, a predicted model, not a curated record
CCGUGCAGUGCCCGGCUAGGUAGAUGGUGUCAGUGGAGCAGGGACGAGUCCCAGCCACCGCAGACAGCUCCGGCGAGCGCGGCAGCCCGGGUGGGGUUUGCAGGGCACAGGAAGGGGCUGGAGCAGCUGGGAGCGGUGGGUGCCGGGAGGAAGGAGGCAGGAGCUGGGAGAACAAAGAACCGAGAGCAUCAGACCCCGGGCAGCUCCUGAGAGACCAGACUCUGCCGCCUCUAUUGUGACCUGGGAGCUGAGCAGCUGCUGCUUCCCCAGCGGGGUCUGUGCUGGGGAGAGCCCGUCAUUAACCCCUCCGUGCCCGGCCGGGGGGGACCUUCUCCGGCUAGAAACCGCCCCGGACUCUGCUGACGGUAACUCCUGAGCUGUGACUCCAGGUGGCUGAGACCUUGGGGCUGGGCAGGCUGCAGAAUGACACCCACAUCUCGCUCCAGCUCAUCCCAGCCUCCCAAGGAACAGGGGAGAGGAAGGGCUGCAGUGGAGCCAGCUCAGGGGCUGGUGACCUUCGAGGAGGUGGCUGUGUAUUUCACCAAGGGGGAAUGGGCUCUGCUGGACCCCGCUCAGAGAGUCCUCUACAGAGAUGUCAUGCAGGAGAACUAUGAGAAUGUGACCUCGCUGGGGGCUGACCUUCGAGGAGGUGGCUGUGUAUUUCAC